Molecule: messenger RNA, 1251 nt
Organism: Daldinia childiae
Lineage: Eukaryota; Fungi; Ascomycota; Sordariomycetes; Xylariales; Hypoxylaceae
Product: putative peptide chain release factor 1, mitochondrial
Exons: 1
Coding region: 1-1251 (416 amino acids)
Biological process (GO): translational termination
Molecular function (GO): translation release factor activity
Source: RefSeq, a predicted model, not a curated record
AUGAUGAACUCUUAUUCUAGAACUAACAUUGUUCAAGAGUCACAGACGAAUCUCCCCUCCGUUCUUCUCAAACGCGCACGGAAUAUAACCGCCGAACAUGACAAGCUCGCAACCGAACUUGCCAAUGACUUCGACUCCAAGAUAGCUAAGCGUGUCGGCGAACUGUCGCGCGUCGCCGAGGCUCUGAAAGAGUGGGAAACCGCACAAUCUUCUAUAGUAGAGCUUAAUGCUCUCCUACAUUCACAGGAUACCGAGUUGCGUCAGUUAGCUAAAGAUGAAUUAUCCACGACAAAUGCCAAGUUUAAUUCUUUGGCCACUGCUCUAUCCGCCUCUCUCACCCCACGUGACCCCUUCGCUGAUAUGCCUUGCCUACUUGAAGUACGCCCGGGGCCCGGUGGUAUGGAAGGUCGAUACUUCGCAGACGCAGUAUUCCGCAUGUACCGGCAGUACUGUAUGCGUAAGGGUAUGCGCACAAACAUUCUAAAGUACGAGACGGUGGAUGGGGGUGAGUCCUUGACUGGUGGUUCAAGCGAAUCUCCGCUUCAAGAGGCGGUGCUCGAGAUUUUGGAUGUAGGCGCGUUCGACCAAUUCCGCGGUGAGGCGGGGAUGCAUCGCGUACAACGUGUUCCAUCUACGGAGACAAGUGGGCGCACACACACGAGCGCUGUCGCGGUAUGGGUCUUACCAUCGUUCCCUGAGGACGAGAGUGAGAUGCCUAACGAGCAGAGUUUUAACGAUCCCAAUAGUAUCUUUUACGUAGACCCGCGAGAGGUCAAGGAAGAGAAGAUGCGCGCAAGCGGGGCGGGUGGCCAGCAUGUCAACAAGACGGAGAGUGCGAUCAGGUUAACUCACGAGCCGACAGGCAUUACGGUGUCGAUGCAGGAUUCGCGGUCACAGCACCGUAACCGACAGUCGGCGUGGACACUGCUGCGAUCACGCAUCGGUCAGCGCCGGCGCGAGGAGCGCGAGGAAGAGGCGUGGGCUCUACGAAACAGCGUGCUAAGCAAAGACAAGAUCACUCGCGGCAAUAAGAUCCGCACCUACAACUACAGCCAGGACCGAUGCACUGACCAUCGGAGCGGUUUGGACGUACACAACCUACCCGACGUGCUAGAGGGUGGAGAAACACUAGACAAGAUUAUAGAUAGCGCGAAAGAAUGGCUGGUAAAGCGAGACAUCGAGGCGCUAAUCGCCGAGGAAGAGGCUGCUGCGGCGCCCACGACUAAGGGAGCAAAGAAGAUGAAGAAAUAA